Molecule: messenger RNA, 2112 nt
Organism: Dipodomys spectabilis (banner-tailed kangaroo rat)
Lineage: Eukaryota; Metazoa; Chordata; Mammalia; Rodentia; Heteromyidae
Product: C4b-binding protein alpha chain-like
Exons: 12
Coding region: 98-1987 (629 amino acids)
Biological process (GO): negative regulation of complement activation, classical pathway
Source: RefSeq, a predicted model, not a curated record
UCAUUCACAGAGCCAGGGGAGAGCUCUUGCCCAUCUAUCUACAUUCAGCUAUCCCUGACCAGCCAAUAGCACGGCUACUAGCUAACAACAGAAUAUUAUGAUACGCCAUGAUCUCAGAGGAACCAGGACAGGAGAGCUCAAGGCACCAUUGCAGGGCCAGCCUUCCUCUGCUUUUGCAGAGAAGCAGCAGCAGGUCAUGUGUCCAUCAAGAGCUGGAAAUGGGACCUACCACGGAAAGAGGGAGAUGGCAGUUUGGGCCUUACCUAAGUUGAGCAGUGUCUCUGAUCCAAGUCUGUUCCGAAUCACCUUGGCGGCCACACUGUUGGCUACUGUUCUUGGAAAUUGUGGACCCCCACCCUAUUUAGACUUUGCCUUACCAGUAAAGGAGAUAGAUCAGGAAGACUUCGACACGGGAACUAUUCUGAAAUACACUUGCCGGCUUGGCUACAGUAAGACCAGCUCAAAUUUGAAUCUUGUCUGCAGCAGGGACAACACGUGGAAAUACGGUGAAUUCUGUGUCAAGAAACGGUGCCAAAAUCCAGGAGAUUUGCCUAAUGGCCAAAUAGAAAUCAAGACAGACUUCUCUUUUGGAUCACAAAUACAUUUUAGCUGUUCAGAAGGAUACAUGUUAACUGGCCCAGCGACAAGUUUCUGUGAGAUCCAAGAUAGAGGAGUUGGCUGGAGCGAUCCUCUCCCUGUAUGUGUAAGUGUCAUAUGCGAGCCUCCUCCGGUCAUCAGCAACGGGAAGCACAAUGGUGGAGAUGAAGAUGUCUUCACCUAUGGCUCCUCAGUCACCUACAGCUGUGACCCCAACUUCUCACUCAUAGGCAAUGCCUCCAUUUCCUGCUCCGUGGUGAAUAAAACUAUAGGUAUCUGGAGCCCGGACCCUCCUACCUGUAAAAAGAUCAGCUGUCCUCAGCCAGAUGUUCCACAUGGAAAGAUUGUCUCUGGAUUUGCACCCGUUUAUUCUUACAAACGCUCUAUUUUGUUCACCUGCCAGAAAGGUUUUACCCUCAGAGGCGACAGUAUAAUACAUUGUCAAGCUGAUGGCAAGUGGAAUCCUUCUCCUCCCAUCUGUACGCCCAAUAGUUGCUUAGGCCUACCAGACAUUCCACGUGCUUCCUGGAUAGAGUAUUAUAAACUUAGAGAAGAUAAUAUACAUCAGGUUGGGACUAGAUUAACUUAUCGGUGCAAUUUUGGCUAUAAACCUGCUGGAAAUGAGCCGAUGACUGUGGUUUGUCAGAAAAAUUUCAAGUGGAGUCCAUUCAAUGGGUGUAAAAAGAUAUGUUGUCCAGUACCACCUCUGAAAAAUGUGAAAACCAUUAAUCAUACAGAAACUCACCUUGACACAGGCUGUACUUACUUCUAUGAAGAUGUCGUGUCAUAUACAUGUAAUGGGGGGAAAAUGGUUUCAGCAACAUGCCAAGCAGAUGGCACAUGGCAGCCUCGAAUACCAUCAUGUGAUCACAAUUGCCAAUUUCCUCCUAAAAUUGCCCAUGGAGUGUACAAACUCAGUCACGGAUUCUAUAGCGCCACGGAGGCUACAUACACAUGUGAAGAAGGAUACAAUCUGAUUGGAGCAGCAACACUAACCUGUGGCAACUGGCAGUGGUUACCGGCAGCCCCCGAGUGUAAAGCUCAAUGUCAGAAGCCACAGAUAGAAAAUGGAAAGGUGUCUGUGAAUAAGGCUCAGUAUGUUGAACCUGAAAGUGUCACCAUCCACUGUGACUCUGGCUUCUCCAUGGUGGGUCCCCAAAGUAUCUCUUGCUCAGAGAAUGGAACCUGGUAUCCGAGGGUGCCUAGGUGUGAGUGGGAUGUUCCUGAAGGCUGUGAGCAAGUGCUGGAGGGCAGAAAAUUCAUGCACUGCCUCCCAAGUGCAGAGGAGGUGAAAAUGGCCCUGGAGAUAUAUAAACUAUCUCUGGAGAUUGAGCUGCUGGAACUACAGAGAGACAAGGCAAGACAACCAGUCCUGGAGCCAUCACCAUGAUUUUCCUGUGAGGGAGGAAAGGUGUCUGGAUGGCGGGCCGCCUUGAAUCCCACAUGGGCCACUUCCACUUAGAGACUCCUGUCACUGAGUGAGAAGUAGCUGCCAUAAUAAAUAUCUAGAAACGA